Messenger RNA from Truncatella angustata, 2964 nucleotides. RefSeq lists its product as uncharacterized. The coding region runs from base 1 to 2964 and encodes 987 amino acids. The record is from RefSeq and is a predicted model, not a curated record. NCBI's taxonomy places the organism in Eukaryota, Fungi, Ascomycota, Sordariomycetes, Amphisphaeriales, Sporocadaceae. The transcript has a single exon.
AUGUCGGGACGAAGCGCAUAUGUGCGCAAGAAGAUUACAGAGACCAAGGUAGACGAGAAGAAACCUGUGUUUGCUGGAAGGGGAGGGCUAAGGUCACCUGAUUUGCCCGGAGGAAGAGGAUUAGAUUACGACGAUGGGACCUUUGUGGAUUACUCGCCCGCAUCAGGUACUGGCUACGGCACAACAAAUGGGCGAUUUCUCAAGUUCUCAGAUACGCUUCAGUCGGACUUCAGCCCCCUUGGACCAUCCACCACUAUCAGCACUUACAGUGGCGGCAGUCAGAGCGGCGGCAGCGACGCCGGAAGGCGAGAUGGCACGGGGCUGAAACAGGGUCCCAUGGACAGUUUCGCUUACGCGCGUGUUAGAAGGCCUACUAUCAAGACCGAGGACGUCUCUGGUAUAGAACGUUCUGGCUUUCGCAGUAAUAUUGACAAGAAAAGUGAUGAUAUCAGGAAAGGCCUCAGUAAGGCCUUCGGCUUUGGCAAGAAGUCUAAAAAGGCUACAGACGAUGGUCCACGUACUCAAUCGGCCGCUGGGAUAUCAGGCUCAGGUGGCUUUGGCGGUUAUGAGGCUGAGGAAAUACCUCCCAUACCGACCUUGCAUUCGUCGCAGCUUCCAGGGUGGGGUGCUAACAACGACCUGCCACCGCCGCCCACGAGCAAAUUGCCUGCUAUACCAAUAUCGGCCAGCUCGCCUACGAUUAAGCGAUGGGUAGGAGCUGGACGGCCUGUCCAAAGAUGGAACAAGCUGAGAAAAGACCCAGAGUUGUGGGAUCCUAACGGCGAUGUUUUGGUAUACCUGGCUCGCCGUGGACAGUCUCCCCGACCGAAUGCUUCAUUCCGCUUGUCGUCACACAUUAUCGAAGCGACUGAGAGCAGGUUUCUUACUCAGCUUAUGCGAGAAGGCUCAACAGAAGAAGACUUCAACGUGCCACCUUCACCCGCAGGUGCGUUCUCGCGCCAUGGCCUAGGACCACACCAAGGGUAUUCACACCAUGGCCGCGGACACCCGACACCCCCUGUUUCUGAUGAUGCCAGCAACGCCGACAUCGAUGGGCAAAUUUCUUACGAGAUGUACUUUCCUACGCCACCUGAGUUCACCCGAUCAGAAGCACAUCGCUACGUUAUCACCACUCGAAAUGUAUUUGCUCUCCUGUACCAUACCUCGCUCGUUGGACUCUCACUGCACCAGGCGCUUACAGACUUGUACGUACGGCUAGAAUCGUACAUGCCUUCAGAGGCGGACAAUGUUGGAACGAUCUUGAACUAUCUCUCAGUCCGCGCACUUGACGACUGUCGCAACGACCCCGAGACUGCAGUCUCACUUCUGAGCUGGUCUGAGUCACAAACCAUACGUUGGGAGGAAGGGUGGCGCGAGGCAUUCUUGCACUCGGCAGGCAUGUAUGCAAGGUUGGAAACUUGCGCCGACUGGAAGCAAGUCACACCGAUUACCCGAGCACUACUGGAGCGUGCAUGCCUCGAAACCCAACUUCGGGUACAAGCAGCUGAGGAGCGACUCACUGAGUUCUCUUAUGCUGAUAUGUGGCCGCCCAGUGGCCCAAUCGCCAACAGUUCCUCGAAAUCGGCAGCGGAUCGGUUGCAAAAGUUUCUCAUUUCUUACUUCACUACAACCUUUGGUGAAUGGCCACCGCCGCCAUCUGAUGAGCGGUCGCCAGAUGGGGAAGAAACUUGGCUUACGAGAGGUGUCGCGCAGAAGCUUCAGAAAGACUUUGGUGCGUUGUACGAUUACCUGGUAAAUCGUGAUAUUUCGUGGGAUGAGUCGGAAACUCGAAGUAGCAGGAAAUGGAUGAUGGUGUCUGAAAGCGGCAACAAGGCAUUCGACGCCGACACCAUGGAUCUUCCCAUGACAGACCUGUUGAUCGAAUGGGACAUCCGCUCUCGCUUUCCUCACAUCCCAUAUCCUUACCCAUUGGUACCCGAGUCGAUUCCUCUUGCCAACCCAACCACACGCGACAAACCCAAGAAAUCCGACAAGGACAAGAACAGGGGUGCUGAAGACCGUGUGCUCGAGCGCCGAGUCCAGUUGGCCUACACGGAAGCGACGAACAUUUAUAUCCUUGGCUCUGAUUUUGUCCAAUCUGAGUUGAUUGACAACUUCGUCAGGUUCGAGAAGUCCGACCAGGUUGGUGGGGUUGACCCAUUGGCUGCCCGUCGUGGCCGUUGGGUCCUCAUUUACGGUAUUCUCCAGACACUGGCGACCGUCUCCGUCGAUGCGCCCAAUGUCCGCUACAAGAACGAGGUGGACUAUCACUUGUCACCACGACUCAAGGGCACCAGAGUGCCGCCAUGGAAAGGUGUGUCGAACUCAAGUACCGAGGCGUGUCACGAACUGUCCCAUUGCUGGGUCGUGCCGCGCACCUGGAAUGCAGCGCAGGACUCGGAGGCCUCUGAUGAGCUUAGCCCCAUAACAAGGAUGAUGCGAGCCCACGGCCACAAUUUCCCACACCCUCCACCGACGGUGACAACGGCACGAUCGACCACUUCGGGCUGGCAGACUCCAGCUCGAAGCGUCCGAUCAAGCGCCUGGGGCGGCUCGUCGGCCAUGAGCACAGUCUCGGAUGACGCACGUAGUGUCCGGACCGCAGCCACAUCGCUACAUCGUGUGCGAAGUAAAGAUGGACUCAAGGGCUUGAAGGCUUUCGGUGCAGGCCGUAGCAGUGAAACGGCAGCUGGUGUUAGUGACUGGCCGGUACAAUCGCAGAGUGUCAAACACACGCGAAAUUCCGACGCGGCAUCUACAUCGUCGAGGCCGCUGCCGCCGUUGACGAUCAACCCCAGUGUGACGGGCGGCGGAGGAUUCCUUGACCUGGAUGAGAGCCCGCCUCAGGCGUCACGGAAGAGAAGCACAAACCGUAUGAAAGCACCUAGAAACGGUGAUGAUAUGCUGGAUAUGAUUAUCAAGGAUUUUGACGAGCUGGAGGCUAUUAGUGAUCACGACCCAUGA